CGCCGCGGCCUGUGCCACCGUCGAAGGUAAGAGUGGAAUCGCUUAGGACAUUUCUGUGUUAUUUAUAACAUAUUUUCCCUACAAAUCAAUCCACCGGGUCCAAAAAUCGUUGCUCUCUCUCGAAGGUUGACAGAGAAGAGAACAGGCUUUAUAAGGGUAAAGAACUGAGGAAAGUUCAGCCCAUGAUAAUCUGAUAUCCAACUGCAUGAGGAAGACCAUGGCGCGGCUUCACCUUUAUUUCUAGUUCUUUUGGUUCUUGGCUCUUUCUUUGCAACUUAUAAUUUGGUAACAAUGAUAACUCGCUACACAUCUUCCACAAACUUGACAGUUGACGAAAUUGAUGUUAAAUUAUCAUUUGACCCCAUUGUUGAGAUGCCUGAGACUGUAAAGAAUCAGAAGAGACCAAAAGCACUGUUUCAUGUAGCCUUAACAGCUACUGAUGCAACAUACAAUAAAUGGCAAUGCCGCAUCAUGUACUACUGGUAUAAAAAGAAAAAGACCUUGCCUGGUUCAGAGAUGGGAGGAUUCACUAGAAUUCUACAUUCAGGAAAUCCAGACAACUUGAUGGAUGAAAUUCCUACUGUUGUGGUUAAUCCUCUUCCUCCAGGGUUGGACCGGGGAUACAUAGUUCUGAACAGACCAUGGGCCUUUGUGCAAUGGCUAGAGAAAGCAACAAUAGAGGAAGAAUAUGUUUUGAUGGCAGAACCUGAUCACAUUUUUGUAAAUCCUCUUCCAAAUUUGGCUUAUGGGGAACAUCCAGCUGCUUUUCCAUUUUUUUAUAUCAGACCAGAACAAAAUGAGAAAAUAGUAAGGAAGUUUUAUCCUGAGGAAAAUGGACCUGUCACAAAUGUUGAUCCAAUUGGCAAUUCUCCUGUAAUCAUAAGAAAGGACUUGCUUUCAAAGAUUGCUCCAACAUGGAUGAAUAUUUCUAUGAAGAUGAAAGAGGACCCAGAGACUGAUAAAGCUUUUGGAUGGGUGCUAGAAAUGUAUGGUUAUGCUAUAGCAUCAGCUCUCCAUGGCGUUCGACAUAUUUUGCGGAAAGACUUAAUGCUACAGCCUCCAUGGGAUCUUGAAACUCAUAAUAAGUUUAUCAUUCAUUAUACAUAUGGAUGUGAUUACAAUUUAAAGGGUGAGUUGACAUAUGGUAAAAUUGGUGAGUGGAGAUUUGACAAAAGGUCACAUCUACGCGGACCUCCCCCAAGAAACCUGCCCUUACCCCCACCAGGGGUUCCUGAAAGUGUGGUAACACUUGUAAAGAUGGUGAACGAGGCCUCUGCUAACAUCCCCAAUUGGGACACACUCUAAAUCCAGGCUCAGUCUAUCACCAUAAGCAGAGUUUCUGUUCUGAGAAUUAGAAGUAAAAAGCAUAGAGGAUCAAUAUCUGGUGGAAGGCAGCUUUAUAUUCCUUAAAAUUGCCCCCUGAUAUUCGGUAAAAUGACAGUUUGGCUUCUAAAUUACUUGGCUGCAAUGACAAAAAAAUUUGCACGUCUAUGAGUUAGCCCUGAAAGUAGUAAACUUGUUGAACAUUAGUAUCUUUUACAAUUUUUGAAUUACUUUGGUGAAAAGACUAGCGUGCAACAAGUUCUUUACAGAGGCUAACUUGUACCUUUUAAGGCCAAAUUGUUAGUUUAAUUGUUCACAUGUCAUGCUCAUAUUUGUCUUGUAUGUAUAGAUUUUGUCCCGAACAUGUCAUUUGUGAAGUGUUGAGGGAAGUAGAACUAGCAUUUGAUUUGAAAUUUGGCUCUAGUUAAUUAUGCUGUGUCAAGAAAAAAGUUUUAUAAUGCACUUGGUGCACAUUACGUCAUCAAUAUGGUGGCUAAUAAAAUAGUAUUAAAAUAGAUAAUCUGGUCUCA
This is a messenger RNA of Prosopis cineraria, 1853 nucleotides long. Its product is annotated as hydroxyproline O-arabinosyltransferase RDN2-like. Bases 292 to 1305 code for a protein of 337 amino acids. Gene Ontology annotation, molecular function: glycosyltransferase activity. Lineage: Eukaryota; Viridiplantae; Streptophyta; Magnoliopsida; Fabales; Fabaceae. The record is from RefSeq and is a predicted model, not a curated record. The transcript is spliced from 9 exons.